This is a messenger RNA of Glossina fuscipes, 1788 nucleotides long. RefSeq names its product UDP-N-acetylhexosamine pyrophosphorylase (gene mmy). The transcript has 3 exons. Gene Ontology annotation, biological process: UDP-N-acetylglucosamine biosynthetic process. Gene Ontology annotation, molecular function: UDP-N-acetylglucosamine diphosphorylase activity. The coding region runs from base 254 to 1696 and encodes 480 amino acids. Lineage: Eukaryota; Metazoa; Arthropoda; Insecta; Diptera; Glossinidae. The record is from RefSeq and is a predicted model, not a curated record.
GUAUUUUGAGUAAAAUACAUAUGCACGCUGUUGUAGCGUUACAUAUGUAAACAGAAUUAUGUUAACAUCGGUACAAAAAAUUACUCUCCAUGGGAGGAAAAGACAAAAGAUAAAGAUAAACUUCCAUCGCCGCCCUUGCUGAUAAGAAAAUCUUGUCUUUUAUGAAUAUUUCACAGAUAGUUCCAGCAUCGGAGUUGAUAAAUAAACUGUAUAUUGACUUAUUUUCAUAUGUGGCUGAUAUAGAAUUUGUGAUAUGAUAGACUACCGAGAUUUGCAUGAACGUCUAGUUCAGGUUGGCCAGGAACAUUUAUUGAAAUUCUGGAGCGAAUUAAACGAAAAUGAACGUGAGCAACUUAUACAUGACAUAGAAGAAUUGGAUUUGAACGAAUUGAAACUGUAUUUUGAUCGUGCCACUAUAUCUUUAAACCAAAAUGCUUUGAAACUUGAUGAUUGCUUGCAACCAAUUCCGGAUCAUAGUUUGAUUAGUAUCAAUCGAACGUCGGAGGAACAACUUUCUGCCUACCGUGAGCAAGGACUGAAACAAAUUUCUGAGGGUCAUGUUGCUGUGCUGUUAAUGGCAGGAGGACAAGGUACUCGAUUGGGAUUUGCUAAUCCCAAAGGCAUGUUUAAUGUAGGUUUACAAUCCAAUAAAACGCUGUUUUGCAUUCAGGCUGAACGCAUACUACGGCUACAGGAGUUAGCAGCAGAAAUAACCGGCAAAAAGGGUAUAAUUACAUGGUAUAUAAUGACUUCGGAGCACACAAUUAAACCCACAUACGAUUACUUUACGGCCAACAAUUAUUUGGGAUUGCAGAAGGAGAAUGUGAUAUUUUUUGAACAAGGUUCUUUACCAUGUUUCGAAUUCGAUGGUAAAAUUAUCUUGGAUCAAAAACAUCGAAUCGCUAGGGCUCCAGAUGGCAAUGGCGGCAUUUACCGAGCUUUAAAACAACAGGGAAUUUUGGAUGAUAUGGAGAAAAAGGGAAUACUCUAUUUGCAUGCUCAUAGCGUUGAUAAUAUUUUAACUAAAGUGGCAGAUCCAGUUUUUAUAGGAUAUUGCAUGCAGGCAAAUGCAGACUGCGCAGCCAAAGUAGUAGAAAAGUCGGCUGCUAAUGAGGCAGUCGGCGUUGUGGCAAUCGUAGAUGGUAAAUAUCAAGUGGUCGAAUAUAGCGAGAUAUCAACAAAGACCGCCGAACUUCGUAAUGCUGAUGGUCGUCUAACAUUCAGUGCCGGUAAUAUUUGUAAUCAUUUCUUUACGGCCGAAUUUUUGCGAAAAGUUGGAAACAUAUACGAACGGGAAUUGAAAUUGCAUGUGGCUAAGAAGAAAAUACCUUUCGUAGAUAAUUCAGGCAAACGUAUCACCCCAGAAAAGCCAAAUGGCAUAAAAAUCGAAAAAUUCGUUUUUGAUGUGUUUCAAUUCGCCGAGAACUUUGUCGCUAUGGAAGUGCCACGCGAUGAGGAAUUUAGUGCUUUAAAGAAUUCGGACUCCGCCGGUAAGGAUUGUCCUUCAACUGCACGGGCUGAUUUACAUCGAUUGCAUAAGAAAUACAUUGAAGCGGCUGGUGGAGUGGUGCACGGCGAUCAGUGUGAAAUUUCCCCCUAUGUAAGUUAUGCUGGAGAAAACCUAUCAAUUGUCAAAGGCAAAUCUUUUACAACGCCUUUGCAUUUGUCGUAUCCACUCUCUAGCGGUAAAAUAUAAAAUUAAAAAGAGUUAGUUCAAAUUUUAUAUUUUAUACUAUGUUAAUGAAGAUUUGAUUUACCCCAAAUUCUAAAUACUAUAUAUAUAUAUAU